Messenger RNA from Syzygium oleosum, 818 nucleotides. Its product is annotated as auxin-responsive protein SAUR78-like. The transcript has a single exon. The record is from RefSeq and is a predicted model, not a curated record. Lineage: Eukaryota; Viridiplantae; Streptophyta; Magnoliopsida; Myrtales; Myrtaceae. The coding region runs from base 140 to 526 and encodes 128 amino acids.
CUCUCUCUCUCUCUCUCUCUCUCUAUCUAUCUAACUGUACCAUAUAUAUAAGUUGAUUUUGCAUGCACAUAUCUUCCUUCAUCUCAACUUCCAAAGCUCCUUGCCCUUACACACAAAUUAUACUCGCGCGAUAUUGUUAAUGGAUUGCUUGGUGCUGCCGGUGGCGCUAUUGAGCCGGCGGUGCUCUGGAUCCCGGCUGGGCUACCGGCAACUCGUCAAGGACGGGCUGGGUGAGCCCGACGGCCUGGUGACUGUGGUGGUGGGGAAGGAGAAGAGGGAGUUCUUGGUCGACGCGUACGUGCUCGAGGAGAACCCGUUCAGGGUAUUGAUCAACGCCGUCACGAGCAAAGGGGAUGGAGGAGGUCCCAUCGCUAGGAAGCGGAGCAAGCGGAGGGAGAGGGUGAUCUUCGUCGACGUCGACGCGAUCUUGUUCGAGCACAUGCUGUGGCUGAUGCACAACGACUGUCCGUCGCUGUUCCAGCUGAACGUGGAGGAGAUCAUCGACUUCUACGCUCAAGAAAAUUAGAGACGAAAGCGUACAAGCACCCAUUUGGAAAAGGUCCAAAGGUAGAAACUUCAUGAAAUAAUUUAAUAAUUCUUUUCUAUAACUAUAGUCGUUUUCUUCCAUGGCGUGAGCAAUCCAUUUCUAAUGGUCCGUCCUUAGUCAAUAACCCUAAGUUCUUGGUUUGGAUGUAUAUACAUGCAAUGACGCAUCAAUGUAUUCACCUACUCUCUUCAGAAUAUGCUGCUGCUUGCGUUUGUUUGUUUUGGAAAAAGAAUAAAGACUGAUGGGAUUAAAGCCCUAGACAUUUUUUGUA